UUAAGACGUCCCCUGUCUCUUUAAAUGUUAAGCUAAGUCAUGGUGGAGUUCAGUAAUGUUAGUACCGUACAUGACCGUUGGCAGCUACGUAACAAGAAAGUUUUACUCAUCCUUCGUUUCGACUUCUUUCACUUUCUUUCUCCUCACACGGUGCUGGGUUAACAUUUCAGUGUCCAGAAUUAACGUAGGCAGCAAAUAGCUGGACUUCACGGAGCACUUUCUGGCAGAGAGUAAUAUUUCUCAACAGGAACAGUUACACAGACACAUUUAGGUGCUCUGCUAUUCCAGGCACUCCAUUAACACUGUUGCAUGGGAAUACUUGGGCGCACCCCCCCCAAAGUAUACUGACAGCCAUUAAGUAACUUCAGGAUGGAGGAAGAGACAUUGCCUGCUAAACUUGAAGUGUAUGAGGAGGGUGGGGAAGGGGACACGAAAGAUGCAAAACCUGAUCGUAAAGGAAGAUUUCCUCUCUCUGGAAAUACAUCCCGGGACGAUGAAAAAAAAUUGCCUGAAGUUUCAGUUAAAACUAAAGUGUCUGAGAAGGACAGUGGGGAAGAAGAUGCAACAGAUGCAAAACCUGAUCGUAAAGCAAGAUUUCUUCUUUUUGGAAGUAAGAAGAAUAAGGAUGGCAAGUUGCGGGAAAAGGACCAUUCUUCUGAAGGCCAUUAUAGGAUUGUUUCACCAGCAUUCCAGUAUAAGAUGAGCCACCGGCGAGUGGGCAAGUGCAUCAUCAUCAACAACAAGAACUUUGAUGAAAAGACAGGGAUGAAUGUACGCAAUGGCACGGACCGGGAUGCAGGAGAGCUCUUCAAGUGCUUUAAGAACCUAGGUUUUGAAGUUUUCAUCUAUAAUGACCAAACCUGUGCGAAAAUGGAACGGUUGUUGAAAGAGGUCUCGGAGGAAGAUCACAGUGACAGCUCGUGCUUUGCCUGCAUCUUACUAAGCCAUGGAGAGGAGGGUAUGAUCUAUGGAACAGAUGGGGCUAUGCCCAUCAAGAGCAUGACCUCACUCUUCAGAGGAGACAUGUGCAAGAGCCUUGUGGGCAAGCCCAAGCUCUUCUUCAUCCAGGCUUGUCGAGGUUCAGAAUUUGAUGAUGGCAUACAGACUGACUCAGGACCACCCAAUGACACCAUAGAAACAGAUGCAAAUCCUAGGCACAAGAUCCCAGUAGAGGCAGAUUUCUUGUUUGCUUACUCCACUGUACCAGGUUACUACUCGUGGAGGAAUCCAGGCCGGGGUUCUUGGUUCGUCCAGGCUCUUUGUAACGUCCUCAAUGAGUUUGGCAAGCAGCUGGAAAUAAUGCAGAUCCUCACACGGGUUAAUUACAUGGUGGCAACCUGUUUUGAGUCCUGGUCUGAAGAUCCACGCUUCAGUGAAAAGAAGCAAAUCCCCUGUGUGGUCUCCAUGCUGACCAAAGAGCUUUACUUCAACUAAUGACUUUACGACCACCUCAGACCAUCUUCACAGCUUUUGUACAUUCAGGACUUUGUACACAGUACACACAUCCUAUUUUAUCAUUUCUUGCUUUUGACCACAACUGGUAAGAAGAAAAUGCCACUUGCUGCCUAUGCUUUUACAUUUAUGUUAUAUCAGCACAAAUUACAUAUCAGGCAGUAAAAACUCAAUAGACUGACUGACUUACUGACUGACUGACUGAUGUGACCAAGCGGUCUCAAUAUUCAGGGAUGAUCCAGACCCAGCUGGAACCGGUGUUGUUUGUGUGUGAAAGCAAUUUAUUUCCUGUGUUACGCUGGGCACUUAGUAGAUUUUUCAAAAAGUGCUUCUUCAGUGGCACUCCACGUUCACAUGUUGGUAGUGAUACGUUGCCUCUUCGAGUUAUUCCAUGGAACACUGACGUCACUGUUCUUUGUCUACUGGCAGUGUGAAAUAUCCAUGUUAUUUUACCAACUUGAAAGGUUUGCUGCCAUUUUCUGUGAGAAAUUGGAGCGAGUAGAUGCUCAUAUUUUAAAAAAUCGUUUUUUUCCUAUUUCAGCUUUGGCCCUUUUUAGUACCAGCUAUAUAUAACAAAUUUGAAUAAUGUGACUAUUGUAUCUAUGGCCAAAAGGCACUAAUGGGAUUUAGGAGGAGUUGCAGAAAUUACAAGAGGAACAACAUACAGUGAAUCAGGUGUCAAAAGCCAGCAUUGGCUAGACCUGUAGUUUUAAUAGUUUGUGAACAUCUAUCCUUACUGCUUUUGAGAGACUGAACCUCACCACAUCUACACCUAUCACAGAUAACAAGAACCUAUUGCCCUACUUUCAGAUUAGUAGGGUUGAAGUAUAUGGAGUCUGUACACGGGUUGUUUACAUGAGAAAGUACCUCCUUCAUUAGCUACCUUGCCAGCAAAACAAGGAGGGCUUGAAAAUGCAUCUUAAUAUACGAAGUCGGAAAUGAUGAAGUCGGCAGUGAAACAUCACUAUUUUUUAUUGCUCGUCUUUCCAACUUUGGCUGGUGCAGUCUAUGAAUAUUUAUCAAUGUCUUGUUCUGGCUUGAAUUCAGUUGGUAGUUUUGUGAUUGUAAUUUUGGCCAAGAAAUCUUAGCUUUCACAGUUUAUGUCACGAAGGAUUGAUAAGUAUUGUGAAAGACACUGGCUUUAUCUGCCAAAGUUUAGGAAAGUGUGCCCUAAGCUGUAAACCUAAAGCACAAGUGGCCAUUUGUUUGAUUUUAGCUCGGUUGAGGUGGUCUUGCCAGUCCAGGGUUCAAAAGAGUUGGACAAUGAAAGGGCAUGAAUGAGUUUGGAGUGACAUAGUUGAGGGUAAAGUAUUUAAAUAUCUUGAAACUAUUGUUUUUCAUAACUGUCAGUCUAUCUUGCAUUUCUUCAGGUGGUGGUUGUGAGUUAAACACCAAUUUAUCUGAUUUAAACAAAGAAACCAUCUAAUUGGUGUAUCAGAGGUGCCCUUUAAAAGCGCAUUAAUGGCUUGAAAGUUGUCAUUUGAUAUUCACCUGAUGUUCUGUCUUGAAUCUAGUUCAUAAUCUACAGAGGCAGCUACUGUAUUACUGGUGACAAGUUUAUCCAUUUAAGCACACGACUAUCCCAGCCAGCUGGAUUUCCUAUUGCUGCAAGAAUACAGCAGUGUUGUAGCAAGGCUUAGGUCAUUUGACAUCUUUGGAACGGUUGAUUUUAUUUCUUUUAUUUCUUCUUGUUUUUUUUUUUUUAUGUAUUCCUUAGUCGCUCAUUCACUUUUCUUCUGGAUUACACAGUACUGUCAGUGAUUUAAUCAGAUUCUGAUGGAACAGUAUAGUGAUCACUGUUCUGCUGGUGGAACAGAUAAACCUGUCAGUCAACCCAGCUUUCUCUUAUA
Molecule: messenger RNA, 3302 nt
Organism: Colossoma macropomum (tambaqui)
Lineage: Eukaryota; Metazoa; Chordata; Actinopteri; Characiformes; Serrasalmidae
Gene: casp7
Product: caspase 7, apoptosis-related cysteine peptidase
Exons: 9
Coding region: 370-1434 (354 amino acids)
Biological process (GO): apoptotic process; proteolysis
Cellular component (GO): cytoplasm
Source: RefSeq, a predicted model, not a curated record